Hymenoscyphus albidus is the source of this 2618-nucleotide messenger RNA. NCBI's taxonomy places the organism in Eukaryota, Fungi, Ascomycota, Leotiomycetes, Helotiales, Helotiaceae. The record is from the annotation of a GenBank genome assembly.
CUUGAACCUCCUGGAUCGUCUCCUCACCCCCUAAUCCUCUCAGCCUACAUCCGAAGUUUGGCGAGAAUUUCUGCAAGGCGCCUCCGUACUCUCCCCCCCACUGGUUCAAAAGGCUAUUUUUUGUACGUGCUGCCACGCAGCCACCAGAGGAUAACCUUUUGUUUAGAUGGGGGGAAGAGACUGACCAGGGUAGCUCAAGUCCAACAAUAGACGAAUCACCAUAGACAUCGAGCAGAGAUUGGCUUUUGCGCCGGAGAACUACACCGGAGAACUACACCAGAGAACUACACCGGAGAACUACACCGGAAGAGCUGCUCGUGCUCUCACGCCUCAACCAGGACCUUCAUACGCCAGCCCGCAAUUCUACCCCCCCAAUCUCUCCGCCCUGGUUCAAGAAAGCAAAGUGACGUUCCGGAGCACUCUGGCGCCGAACGGAGCCACUGCCAAAGAGCCUGCACCUCGUUUCAAGCAAGGGUCUGUUGCCCUUGUCUAUCUGCAGUGGAGAUGCCGUUCCAUAAAUGACCCAGCGUUGGGCUUGCUGUUGCCAAUUUCAUGUUGGAAUAAAAGUCUUGACUCCCCACUGCAAUAUGCCCCUUUCUCCUUUUGUUCUUCAUCCGUCUUGUUUUGCUCUGUGACAUCCAUUCCGUUCUUUUUAUUUUUCAUUUUGCUACUCUAUCAAACUCGAGCAGGGCCUCGCUAUCUGGCUAUUUAAAAUAUUCAAAACAAUCUUUUACGAUACAGCCUCGCCAACUUUGAUAGUUUAGCCAUCCCGCAGCGCGGUUUAUCAUUUCUCAUCGCUGUCCAAUACAACGAGUCGGUCGACUAUCCUUAAUAUAUCAUCAUGAGAUUCUCAACAGUAUUCGCAUUAGUAGCCGCGCCGUUGGCGUUGGCUACUACGUUUCAAGAAGGAAUUGCCCAAAGAAGCCCUGUAGAGUUGGACGUAAGAGCGGAGGUGGAGCCAGUAAACGCACCAGCACCAGCAGGAGCACCACCAGGAACCCCGCAACCUAAAGGGGAGAAGCCAAAGGGCGAGAAGGAGGAUGAUAAGGAAGACAAGAAAGAUGACAAGAAGGAUGACAAGAAGGAUGACAAGAAGGAAGACAAGAAAGAUGACAAGAAGGAUGACAAGAAGGAAGACAAGAAAGAUGACAAGGAAGAUAAGAACAAGGGAAACAACAACAACAACGGAAACCAAGGCAACAAUCAAUUAACAAAUAUCAAUGUCAUCAAUCUCGUCCAAGGUGUUACCGUCGUUCAAAAGACAACCGAGAUCAUCAUCAUCUGGGUCAACCAAGGAGCAGGACAACCACAGAACAUAAUCAACCAACCUCCUGUUGCUGCUGCACCCGCAGCCCCGGCCGCUACUCACAACGUAAGCAACCAAAACGAUUUUCGUACAGUUACCCCCAAAUUAAUAUUUCAAACAGGUCAUCGUUGGUGGUCCCGCAGGUCUUGUUUUCACCCCAGACCAGAUCAAGGCCAAUGUUGGCGAUAUGGUUAUCUUCGAGUUCCAGAGCAACAACCACACUGUCACACAAUCCUCAUUCGCUGAGCCAUGUAAAGCUCUUCCAGGUGGAAUGGAUUCCGGAUUCUUGGCCAAUGUGAACAACACCAUUGUCCCAGCACCACAGAUGGCUAUGCAAGUCACUGUGGCCACUCCAAUCUGUAAGUUGACGAGAUUCCCUACUGUCGUCAAAAAUACCAACUAACUGUUUUCAAGGGUUCUUUUGUGGGCAGAAGAGUCACUGUGGUAAAGGAAUGACCUUUUCCAUCAACCCAACUGCCGACAAGACCCAAGCCAUGUUCCAAGGUAUGGCUAUUGCACAAAACGGUACUGGAACACAGACUCCAAUCACACAACCAGGUGCGCCAGGCGCGGCUCCACCAGCAGGAGGUGCCGCUGCUCUACCACCAGCAGGAAGUGCCGCUCCUCCACCACCAGCGAAAGGCGGAGCUGCUCCCCCAGCGGCUGCAUCUCCAUCUCCUCGUCCAGCAGCGGGUGCUCCAGCAGGUGCUCCGGCGGGUGCUCCAGCCCCAGCUGCUGCUCCUGCUGUUGCCGUACAACCUGGAUCGUCAAUUGUGCCCGGUACUGGUACCUUUGUGGUCGGUGGAGCAUGCUCUUGCUCUUGCCUUUGCGGUGCUGCAUCAUUUCCAUUGCCCGGCCAAGGUGCCGCAUCAAUCGGUGGCAUGCCAGGUAAGCUUGAAUCCCGUAUCAUCUCAAGUACCAAAUACUAAUAUCUAUCAACAGGAAAUAUCCCAAUGGGCAUGCUUCCAAAAUAGAUAAACUAUUCGGAAUUUUUCACAUACUUUCGAUUUGUUUUAUUAUAUUACACCGGCCUUCCCCAUUUCCACCCUUUUUCCAGAAUCGAAAGAAAAAUGUACCGUUGAGUUAGACGUAGCGAAAAAGGGAUUCUCGUCGUUGCCUCCCAGGGGCUUUUAUUACGAGAACACCCUAGGCGUUUCAGUGGAUCUGGGGUGUGUUGCUUCUUAUGAUUCCCCCAUUCUUCUUUUUUAUUGUGUUGCUGUUGAUGAUGGUGAUGGGUACAUAUAUCUUGGUGUAGUUCGACUGGAUCGGUAUUAUUUCCUUACGGGCGAGGGAAAAGAGACAAGGAGUGCAA